Molecule: messenger RNA, 8539 nt
Organism: Heterocephalus glaber (naked mole-rat)
Lineage: Eukaryota; Metazoa; Chordata; Mammalia; Rodentia; Bathyergidae
Source: RefSeq, a predicted model, not a curated record
CCGGGGAUGGCCCGCGCGUGAGCCGCGCCCGGGGCGAUGCCGAGCAGCGCUGACCCCGCGCUGGGGGGCGGCGCGGGCCUGAGCUGGGCCGAGAAGAAGUUGGAGGAGCGCCGCAAGCGCCGGCGGUUCCUGUCCCCGCAGCAGCCGCCGCUGCUCCUGCCGCUCCUGCAGCCGCAGCUCCUGCAGCCGCCGCCGCCGCCGCCGCCUCUGCUCUUCCUGGCCGCGCCCGGCACGGCUGCCGCCGCCGCCGCCGCCGCCGCCGCCGCCUCCGCCUCCAAGGGCCGCGGCCGGCACGGCGAUCGCGCCGAACCCGCCGAGAGCGGCAGCCGGAGCAGUAGCCGCGGGCGCCGCCGCAAGAGUGCCUCGGCCACGUCCAGUAGCGGCGGCCGUAAGGAGCGCGAUUCCAAGGUGCGGCGCGGCCGCUCGCGCGCGGGCAAGGAGCCGCCGUCCGCCUACCGCGAGCCACCCAAGGCCUACCGUGACGACAAGGCCGAACCGCGCGCCUACCGCCGGCGGCCGCGCUCCCCCAGCCCGCCGGGCCGCGACGACAGCCCAGGCUCGCACCGCGCUGCCCCGGGCCCGCGGAGCCGCCGCUCGCCCAGCCCAGCCGGGGGCAGUCCCUACACGCGGCGGCCGCGCUCGCCCAGCCCCUACCGCCGGCGCUCGCGCAGCUACAGCCGCGCGUCCUCGUACGAGCGCGGCGGCGACGUGUCCCCCAGCCCCUACAGCGGCGGCAGCUGGCGGCGCUCGCGGAGCCCCUACAGCCCGGUGCUCAGACGGUCUGCCAAAUCCCGAAGCAGAAGUCCAUACUCAUCUAGGCAUUCAAGGUCUCGAAGCAGGCACAGAUUGUCUAGAUCCCGAAGUCGUCAUUCUAGCAUUUCUCCUAGCACACUGACUCUGAAGAGUAGCCUGGCUGCUGAGUUGAACAAGAAUAAAAAAGCUCGUGCUGCAGAGGCAGCACGAGCUGCAGAGGCAGCAAAAGCUGCAGAGGCUGCCAAGGCUGCAGAGGCAGCUGCGAAAGCUGCAAAAGCCUCCAACACAUCUACACCAACCAAGGGGAACACAGAAACCGGAGCCAGCUCAUCACAAACCAACCACGUGAAGGAUGUGAAGAAACUUAAAACCGAGCAUGCGCCUUCUCCCUCAAGUGGUGGAACUUUAAAAAAUGACAAGGCAAAAUCAAAGCCACCUCUUCAGGUAACAAAGGUAGACAAUAAUUUGAUUGUAGAUAAAGCCACCAAGAAAACAGCUGUAAUUGGGAAGGAGAGUAAAUCUGCUGCUACAAAGGAGGAACCAGUAUCUCUCAAAGAGAAAACCAAACCACUGACACCAAGUGUGGGAGCCAAGGAGAAGGAGCAACAUGUGACUUUAGUGACCUCUACGCUCCCACCCUUACCAUUGCCUCCCAUGCUUCCUGAAGAUAAAGAUACAGAUAGCUUAAGAGGAAGUAUUUCAGUAAAAGCAGUUAAAAAAGAAGUAGAAAAGAACAGAUGUCUUCUUGCUGAUUUAGCCCUGCCCUCUCACCUGCCUCCCAAGGGAGGAGAGGAUCUUUCCAAGAGUCCAGAGGAAAAGAAAACUGCAACGCAGUUGCAUAGUAAACGGAGACCUAAAAUAUGUGGGCCUCGCUAUGGUGAAAUCAAAGAAAAAGAUAUUGACUGGGGAAAGCGCUGCGUGGAUAAAUUUGAUAUCAUCGGAAUUAUUGGAGAAGGUACUUACGGACAAGUUUACAAGGCCAGGGAUAAAGACACUGGAGAAAUGGUAGCCUUAAAAAAAGUACGUCUGGAUAAUGAAAAAGAAGGCUUUCCAAUUACAGCAAUUCGAGAAAUUAAAAUUCUCCGACAGCUUACCCACCAGAGUAUUAUCAAUAUGAAGGAAAUAGUGACUGAUAAAGAAGAUGCUUUGAAUUUUAAGAAGGACAAAGGUGCAUUUUAUCUGGUAUUUGAGUACAUGGACCAUGACCUGAUGGGACUGCUGGAAUCAGGCUUGGUUCAUUUUAAUGAAAAUCACAUCAAGUCAUUUAUGAGACAACUCAUGGAAGGUCUAGAUUAUUGUCAUAAGAAGAAUUUUUUGCAUAGAGAUAUUAAGUGUUCAAAUAUCCUUCUAAACAAUAGAGGGCAGAUAAAACUUGCAGAUUUUGGACUUGCUCGAUUAUAUAGCUCAGAAGAAAGUCGACCGUAUACUAACAAGGUCAUCACUUUAUGGUACCGCCCACCUGAGCUGCUGUUAGGAGAAGAACGAUAUACACCGGCUAUUGAUGUUUGGAGCUGUGGAUGUAUACUUGGUGAACUCUUCACUAAAAAACCAAUAUUUCAAGCAAAUCAGGAACUUGCACAACUAGAAUUAAUAAGCCGUAUAUGUGGGAGUCCGUGUCCAGCAGUGUGGCCUGAUGUAAUCAAGCUACCAUAUUUCAACACUAUGAAACCAAAGAAGCAAUAUCGCCGAAAGUUAAGAGAAGAGUUUGUUUUCAUUCCUGCAGCUGCACUAGACUUAUUUGAUUACAUGCUCGCCUUGGAUCCUAGUAAGCGCUGCACUGCUGAGCAGGCUCUUCAGUGUGAGUUCCUACGAGAUGUCGAACCCUCAAAAAUGCCUCCACCAGACCUUCCUUUAUGGCAAGAUUGUCAUGAGUUGUGGAGUAAAAAGCGAAGAAGACAGAAGCAGAUGGGCAUGACUGAUGAUGUUUCCACAAUUAAGGCUCCCAGAAAGGACUUGUCUCUGGGUUUGGACGACAGCAGAACUAAUACACCACAAGGUGUGCUGCCAGCUACACAGCUAAAAUCUCAGGGCAACUCGAAUGUAGCACCUGUAAUAACAGGCCCUGGACAGCAGUUAAACCACAGUGAAUUGGCAAUUCUACUAAACCUACUACAGUCUAAAACAAGUAUUAAUAUGGCUGAUUUUGUCCAAGUGUUGAACAUUAAGGUAAACUCUGAGACUCAACAGCAACUAAAUAAAAUAAACCUUCCUGCUGGAAUUUUGGCAACAGGUGAAAAACAGACAGAUCCAUCAACACCACAGCAGGAGUCUUCGAAACCAUUGGGAGGAAUUCAGCCUUCUUCUCAGACUGUCCAGCCUAAAGUGGAGACUGAUGCUGCCCAGGCGGCUGUGCAGAGUGCAUUUGCAGUUCUGUUGACUCAGUUAAUAAAGGCUCAGCAGUCAAAGCAGAAAGAUGUGCUACUAGAAGAGAGGGAAAAUGGUUCGGGACAUGAUGCAUCAUUACAACUCAGGCCACCUCCAGAACCUGGCACACCAGUAUCGGGGCAAGAUGACCUCAUCCAGCACCAAGAUAGGAGGAGAUUGGAGCUAACACCAGAACCAGAGCGACCUCGGAUUUUGCCUCCUGAUCAACGACCUCCGGAGCCUCCUGAACCACCACCAGUCACCGAGGAAGAUCUGGAUUAUCGGACAGAAAACCAGCAUGUACCUACUACUAGUUCUUCAUUAACUGACCCUCAUGCUGGAGUGAAAGCAGCCCUGUUACAGCUGCUUGCUCAGCAUCAGCCCCAGGAGGAGCCCAAACGAGAAGGUGGUAUUGAUUAUUCAGCAGGAGACACUUACGUGCCUACUUCAGACUACAAGGACAGCUUUGGAACAUCAUCUUUCUCCUCUGCUCCUUAUGUUAGCAGUGAUGGUCUAGGAAGUAGUUCUGCUGCACCAUUGGAACGACGUAGCUUCAUUGGAAACUCAGAUAUUCCGUCUUUGGAUAACUACAGUACUGCUUCAUCUCAUUCUGGUGGUCCACCUCAGCCUUCUGCCUUUUCUGAGUCAUUUCCUAGUUCUGUAGCUGGAUAUGGAGACAUUUACCUCAAUGCCGGUCCCAUGUUGUUCAGUGGAGACAAGGACCACAGAUUUGAAUAUAGCCAUGGUCCUAUUGCAGUCCUGGCAAACAGCAGUGACCCUUCCACAGGGCCAGAGAGUACUCAUCCUUUGCCAGCAAAGAUGCACAACUAUAACUAUGGUGGUAAUUUACAGGAAAAUCCAGGCGGCCCAAGCCUCAUGCAUGGGCAGACCUGGACUUCCCCUGCCCAAGGCCCUGGAUAUUCACAAGGAUACAGGGGACACAUCGGCACAUCAGCUGGCAGAGGUCGAGGCAGAGGGUUACCAUAUUGAAUAUCUGUUUUUCCUCAGGCACAUCAUUUUUAUCUGGAAAGACUUUCUAGCUGCAAUUUAAGGCAGUAAUCCAAGAGACUUGAAUAAUAUUAAUUCAACAACAGCUUUAUUUUUAUGUGGAAAAGGGUCUUGCAUACAAUAGUUUAAAAAAAAGAAAAACUUUGCUUAAAUUCAUGCUGUUCUUAAAAUUAGAUCUAUUGAUUGUACAUCUUCACAAAUUCUAGUUAACAAUUUUAUUUUGUAUUCUUGCAGUUUUAAGUGGAUGCUAAUCUUAGGGACAUAAGCUUUUUAUGGCCCUCUUGCAAAUCUUCUGAACUAUGCACAUUUGUGCUUUUUUUGUAAGUUUGGACCAACUUUUAUGUAACAAACAACCCUUCCCUGCCCCCCUCCAGUUUUACAACAAUCAGAAAGGGCACUGAUUUAUUUGGUAUUUUUCUUUUUACAAAGCUACCUUUAGUCAAAGGUCACUGUCAGUCUUUGCACCUGCUUUCAGUGUUAUUGUGAAAGGUGUACUUUGUGCUCAUUUCAGAAAAUAAAACACAACCUUUCUCUUGAUGCAACAGUUUUAUAAAAAAAAUGGUCAAUGUUAUUUUUGUUUUGUUUUAUGAUUACCAUAGCCUAGCAAAAUGCAUUCAAAUGAAAUAGUGGGUUUUAUAUGAAAAAUAUGGGUGGGGUGGGGAGGGCUAAGUAAGUGCCUUAACAGGUAAGCUUAAAGUCUGAAAAAGCAGUUUACACCCAUUUAUCUUUUAAAGGGAAUCAAUGCAUUGUAUUGAAGAGGUAGGAGGCUCUCAAGUUUUUAGGGGCUGCCUGUUCAGUUCCUGUUAGGUCCAUUCCCUCUGCCUGUUAGACUUUCACCUUUCCUGCCUGUCUUUGGGCUGUGUUAACUUUUAUUACUGCCUUCUCCUGUUAGGGGAGUGAGAGCAAAGAAAGGGAGUAGAACUGUAGCCAGUAUCUUCUGUCACUUCUGAGAAGUUCUAAAAUGUUUUUUCAUUUAAUGGUUGAAAGUAGUAGCUACAUGAGAAUUUUAGAGUAGUGUUUUAGGCUGCCACAUUGUCUCUGUUUCCAUUUGGAGGACAGGAGUUCAGAAGCAAGAAUUAGGAACAGAUUUUACAUAAAUUCAUUAAACUUUAUGGGAGGAGGGGUGGCAAACACAGUAUUUAAGUUUUUCAAUUGCCAUUUUAAGAAAAAGCCAACUUGUUAACUAGAAACAUUGCCUAGAUUGAAUUUAUUGAAGCAAGCAGAAAGAAAACAAAACCUUUUACUUUUCUUCCCUUCUAUAAAGUUUAUUAUGGCUUUUGCCAGACUUUUUCUUUCAUUAAAAGUAAUGAAAUUGGAAUAACCUUUAUUUAAACUGUAAUAUUGUCAAGUUUCAAGUUUUAUGUACGUGUAUACACACACACACAAUUAUAAUAUUCUGGAAAGGAACCAAAGGCAAUUAACCAGUAUAUCCAUCAUCACUAAGUGAAAAAAUAGGCUUUGCAAAUUUAAAAUUGUGCCAAUUAACCACUUUGCUUUAACUGUUCUGGUAACUUACUUUUUUAUUGGAGUCUUAAACUGGAAUAGCUGUUAGAGAAUGAAGAUUGCUCCAGGUCUAAGAGCCAGUUAACCCCGUGCUUUCUGUUUCUCUGAUUUGUGAACUUGCACUUCAAAACAGGAUAUGGUAGACAUUACAGUUUGGUAACAGUAAGAAUAUGUUAAGAUGCCUAAGUUACCACUUUAGUAGUAUAAAAUGAGUUGAUGUUAGUUGGCCAUUUUAUUUUUUGAUGUAAUGUUUUGUUUGGGGGAGAAAGAAAUGAAUGGAAAAAUUAUUUUGUUUUUAUUUGAGUACUAACAACUUAUAAUAAAACUACAAGAAGUGAAGAAAUAUUUUGAAAUUUAGCAAAAUAGCUACAGUAUUCAAGUCUCUGAAAUUUUAAUAUGGUGAGUUGUAGAGCUUUAGACUUUCUUAUAAGUGACAGUAUCUAAGUUAUUCUUAAUAGUCACACUUGAUAAUUCUGCUGAUCAUAAGCAGCUAACCUAAAUUUAAAAAUAUUUAUGUGACAUGAAUAGCCUGUGUUUUAAAAAUUAAAUAUUUUAUAUAAAAGUGAACUGUGUUUGGAUAGUUUUUCUAAUUAAGCACUUCAGUUAUGUAUUUAUGUUGGGAGAGUGGGACAACAGAUUGUUGGCUUUGAAAUGAAGAAUUUGAACUAUACCUUCUAUCCUAAAGACAGCAUUGUUUGUGAGCCAUAUUAAUAUUUUAUGUACCACUUAGAAGAAAAAAGUGUUGCCUGUUAAACCAUAAUACAAUGCUCAAAGUCUAUCAAUUGUAAAAUAAUCUUAUAUUCAACGGUAUUGUAUUAAAGAAUAUGUCUUAAAAUUGAUGAAAUAUGGUAGUAAAAAAAUCUUAAUGCAGGCUUCCAUGAUAUUUAAUUCAGUGAAUUGGAUUAAUAAAAAGAGGGUUGGGAAAUCACAAAUUCUUUAGCUUAUAAUAACUACAGUAAUCACUGAGUAUUUUUUAAUGAAAUCUGAAGAGCAUAAAAUACUGCUUAAUUUUUUUUUGGAAAGAAGCAGGUAAGUGAGAUUGCAAGUAAGAAGAUGAAAUUAGAAAAGAUUGACCUAUGUAAUGGAGAAAAUAUUUAUCGUCUCCCAUGUGAAAUUCCAUUUUGUAUUUCCUGACACAGCAAGUUCUGCAUGUAACUGUGUGUGGUUCCCAAAUCUUCAAUCCAUUAUCUGUUGGGGAUUUGAAAUUUUAAACUAAAGGGGUUACUGAUUCAAAUAAUUUGUGGAAUGUGAAUUACUUUAGCUGUAAUUCAGUGUUUCAUUGCUGUCAGCAAUGAUAUAUUCACUGCCUACCAUGUGCCAGGUACUAUUUUAGUCCUUGGGAUACAUCAGUAAACAGGAAUGGUGUUAAAUUAUCUAGUAGGCUGGCAGCAAAGUUUUAAAAAUGUCUGGAGAAGCUAGUGGUAUCUGCUACUCCCAGCUGUAUCCAAAUUAUACUUAAGUGUGCAUAAGGAUGGAAAUUUGAGUAUCUGUAAAAUUUUAAACUGAAACUUGAAUAGGAAAUAAGGUUUUUAGAAGAAAUAGAACAACAAAUUCAGUGAUGAAAAUUUUUAAGUUGAAUUUGGCUGAUUUGUGAUAGACAAUUUGUAAGAAAUACCAUGAUUACUCAAGAAAAACGAAAAGGAUAUGGGUUAAAUGCUUCUGAACUCAUGUAACUGGUACUUGUGAGUUAAGAUUUUAGUGUAAUUUUCUAUAAGCUCAAUCCAUUUUUUUUUUUUUUGGUACUGGGGAUUGAACUCGGGACCUUGCACUUGCGAGGCAGGCAGCGGAACCACUGAGCUAAAUCCCCAGCCCAAGCUCAAUCCAAUUUUGAUUUAUUUUAGCCCUAGGCUUUAGUAAAGCUAAAUACAAAUUUUGCAUACAUGUUUAGUGAUUCCCUUGGAUAAUGGUUUUGGUAUUUUAAACAGCCUGAACAGGAUGUACCAAUAACAUAAAAGCGUAAUGUAGUUAGUCUCCUCACUAUGCAGCUAAUAAAGAUGAGGCUUACAAGGAUCACAGGACCUUUUUUAGGACAACUGUAUUUCCAGUGUUUGUUCCUGGCUCAUUAUCUAGCUUAAUGGUAAAAUUGCAUUAACCUGACCAGUGUUACAGUAAAGUUAAAUUUUUAAAUGUAGAAUACCAGACUAAUAGUUUAACGCUAGUAGCUUUUAAAAAGCUUAAGACAAAGUUUCUUUUAAUUCAGAAAAAUAAAAUAAAAUAUUUCGAAAAUUAAUAGUGUGUAGGAACUGUUCAUUUCACAUACUGCAUUGGUUAUUUUCCUGUGGUACUGGUGAUCCAGCAGCCCUUUUAAAUUUUUAAAUUUUUGAGACAGGGUCUCAGUAAAUUGGCUAUACUGGCUUCAAACAGUUCUUCCCUCCCUCCUUCACUCUCUUCCUUCCAUCCUGGGACUGAACCCAGGGAUGCUCUGCCACUUAGCUACAUCCCCAACCCUUUUUAGUUUUUAUUUUGGGACAGCAUCACCCUAACUUGCCCAGGCUGGCCUCAGACUUCUGGUCCUCCUGCCUCUGCCUCAGCCUGCCUACUAGCUGAGAUUAUCUCUGCCCAACUUUCAAUAGUACUUUAAAAGAAGUUCCUGAGGCUGGAGGUGUGGCUCCGUGGUACAACAUUCCUAGCAAGCCUUGGGGUUCCAUCCCUCGCACCAAAAACAACAACAACAAAAAGUUUUGUUUAAGACAAUAAUUAAAUACUGGAGAAUUUGAUAAAAAUUUUCAUAGAAAUAGGCUAUUUAUACAAGGACUUGUAUCAGUAGGCCUGCAAAAGUAGUUUGCUUUUCAGUCUUUUGAGAGUUUGUAAUUUCAAAUGUCUUUCUAGUGGGAGUAAUGGUUUGUCAUUUACCAAAGACUUCUCCAGACAAUUUUCUUCAUUGUUUCUUUUAUUAAAAAUGAGCUAUUAA